AUGUCUUCAUGUUCGGAUGAGUUUGUUGAUGCCCAGGACUUCUCUCCAGGUUCACCGCCAGAAUCCUCUUCGGAUUUUAAAGAGGCUGUAAGCUUUGACAGGUUUUCGGAAAAUAAUGGAGUCCAAGAAAAAUCACUUGAAGAUAGAAGACUAGAAGAGGAAUCACUAACCGUUCAGGAAAUUGAGGAACGAAGGGAUAUUGCAGUUGCCACAAAAGACAAGGGAAAUGCUCUUUUUAAGUCUGACUCUUUUAAUGAGGCUUUAAUGAAAUACACGGAAGCUCUUGACCUUUGCCCGUUGAAGUGUGCCGUUGAACGCUCUGUGAUUUAUGCCAAUAGAGCUGCAUGUCAUAUAAAAUUGGUUAGUCGUCUACAUUUCUAUGAGGGCUCUCAUUUCGCUCUUGCAUUAUCGAAAUUGAUCGUUGUAUAUUUAUCCUAAAUUUUGCAUCUUGAUUACUACAGCAUGACUAUAAUUUGUCUUAUCCUUUUUGUAAAGAAAUUUACUAUAUAUGUAUCUUUUAUGCUCAUUGUAAGCAUUCAGCCACAUUUAUUUCAUACAAAUUUGUAGUAGUUUGCACUAAGUCGCUCAUAUUAACAUGGUAAACUGGGAUCCUUUUCACUUCAUUCAAAUGUGCGAAUAUGCUCUUUGCUUUACUGAAUACCCCAUGCAUUAAAUGUAAGUCCAUAUAAUCAGCUUUAAGCCACUGCUCAUUCUCUUAAAUCAAAUUAGUUGCUACAGUCUGGAGCUAAAAGUUCGAGAAGUUCCGGCCUUAUCAGUGUAACCAUUUUGUAUGGAUGCCUCUAAGCAACAAAUUUCAGCCUGUUUAGUCAGGAAAUAACAGUUGCAGGUAAAUAACUUGUACGUGAGGAAUUAUGUUAAUAUAUAUCUAACAUAGUCAACCGACCUUGCUAGGUCAUAAAUAAGUGUUCCGUUUUCGGAUCAAGGAAUGCACGACAUUAGUUCAUCGAUGUGAUAGCAUAUCAUUUUUUCUCUUGAACCCAUACUUUUUUUCUAAGCAUUCGCAUAUUAAAAAUUGUCUUAUUUGAGUGAUUAUACGAUAAUAAAUCCACGUAAACUGUUAAAAGAAAACAAUUUCGUGGUUGCAUACAAAUCAGGAAAGAUACUCGUAUGCUCCAGUCAUGCUCGUAGGUGGUUUUUUCUGAUGGAAACGUUCGUUGAUUGUAGGGAUCCAGGCUGACGCCUUUCAUCUUGUGCUCUCCCGAAUCAUCCUUUACAUAGAUUCCUGUUUUGUGCUCCAAAAACCAGCCGCAGAUAAACACAAAACUACCUACUUAUUCCACAAUCGGGUUAUAGGGUUGUUCACAGUAACUCAAAAUUUUGUAGUAACAUAAAAUGAUACUCGGAUCAAGACAACAUAUCGACCUAAUUGCAUUGCUCAUGCUAUCCUCAAACAUGUACUGUAUAUGCCAGUAUUCGUCAAGAUUAGAACAAAUAUUUGGGUACCAAUUGAGCGCCGAGUAAAUGGAAGUCAUAAUAGGUGAAAAUUAUAAUUAAAACAAUCUCUGCGAUUGAAAUUUAAAUAAUUCCAACGUUUCGUCCAGCCAACCUGUCUGGACUUCUUCAGGGUAAUAAUCAAAGUCAUCAAAGAAAUAUAUAGCUUUUAACAAUCAUAACUAUACUGUGUUACACCAAUCAAAUUUGGAUGUUGAUUUUUGUAAAAUAGGAUAAAAUGAGUCAGUUAACUACAAUUCAUGUGAAAAAUUAACCACACGGAAAUAAUUAACUGAAUAACAAAUUGUAUGUGUGAGAUUAAUUAUUGAUGUUCUGUGUUGAUAUGUUAUAUAUGAAGGAACAAGUAAAUAAAUAAAAUUGCAAGUUCAAGGUUGAUAAAAUUGUUAAUGAAUCAUCGUUGUACAUGUCAAACAAAUACCUAAAUUGCGUUGCUAAAAACUCAUUGAAAUCAGUCAAAAAUAACGAUGCAUUUGAAAUAGACAGGUUGAAUAAAGAUAGGGUUCAAAUUACUUGUCACAACGAAAUUCGCCAGGUAGUCGCCAGUUGAAUACCAUCUUUUCGGUUCAGGUUGUUCUUGUUCGCCCAUAUGUACAGUGCUUCUGCUGCCAAUCUUUCUUUAUGGGUGUUAAAACCUUUCUGAAGUAUUUUGGUCCCUUCAAAAUUAAUCUUGUGUCCUGUUUCUAAUGCAUGUAACGCUAUCGCAGACUUAUUCUCAAGUUUCUUCAAAUCAAACGAGGAUUUGGGGACAUUUUUCAAACAUUGUUUGUGUUCCUUCAAUCUUACAUUCAAUUGCCUGGAUGUUUCUCCAACAUAGGCUGCAUUACAAUCAUGACAGUUGAUCUCAUACAUAAUAUUCUGUUGUUCUUCCUUUGCUAACUUGUCCUUAACUUUCACCAAUGUCGAUCUUAAUGUGUUAUUUGCUCUAAAAUACACUCUUAUAUCAUGUUUGUUUAGAAUCCGUUUGAUUUCUUCUGGUGUUUCACUACGGUAUGGUAUGACUACGGUGUACUUCGAAACUUUUCGCAUACAUUCUAGUUUAGUUUUUCUUUCACUUUUAAUAAUCUUCUUUCAAAACUCUUUUGGGUAGUUGUUAUCCCUAAGAGUAGAAAAUACUUUAUUUAAUUCAGUUCGUUGGUCUUCCUUAUCUGUAACAAUCUUAGUACUUCUGUUCAUUACAUUUUUUACAACAUUAAUUUUCGUGCACUGUGCAUGAGCUGAAUCAAAAUCUACGUAUCUCUCGGAAUGUGUUGAUUUCCUGUAAACAUUUAUUUUCAACUUAUUAUUAUUGUGCCUACGUUCAACUAAACAAUCUAGAAAUGCUAGUUUGUGGUCAACUGAUUCUAGUUCCUUCGUUAGCUUAAUGCUUUCUGAAAUGCUGUUUACAUUGUUAAAUAGUUCUUCUAAACCAUCCCGUUUAUUGAUAAUAAAAAUAUCGUCUACAUACCGUAACCAUAACUUUGGUGGAUAUACACUUCUAGCGAUUGCACUAGUUUCUAGGGAAUGCAUGAAUAAAUUCGCUACAAUCGGAGAAACUGGUGAGCCCAUUGCUAUACCCUUUUUCUGUCUAUACAGGUGACCUCGAAAUAUGAACAAGGUAGAUCUUAAACAUAAUUCUAAGCAUUUGAUAACCUCCGGUGGAUCUAAUGGGCAACGUAAAUUCAAAUCUAAAUCAGAUUCUAAACAAUCAUUGAUAAUAUCCAAAGCUCGAUUGAUAGGUACAUUAGUGAAUAAGGAAGAUACAUCAGAACUUGCCAUUAUUUCAUCCUCUUCUAUAUCGAUGGUAUCAGUCAAGUUCUUGAAUUCCGUAGUUUUUAAUUCCAUGAUUAAUCAGUUUUUCACAUGUUUUGAGUAUCUUAGCUAGAUAUUUAGCUAGAUUGUAAGUCGGUGAAUUUGUAAAGUCUACCACUGGUCUUAGUGGAGUAUUACUCUUGUGGAUCUUUGGGAGUCCAUAAAAUCUGCAUGGAUUACAACUCUUUGGAUAUAACAUAAACCAUAAGGACGAUCCUAGCUUAGCCUUUAAUGACUGUAAGAGUUUGCUGGUUUCCGCCUUGAGUUUAUUAAGAGUUGUUCUACUUUUUGCUUCUUUAAUUUGUUCAUAUGGACCCUCUUGUAGAUGUCCCUUGGCUUUUUUCUCAUACUCUAGAUUAGCUAAGCUUCUUUCUUUAAAAAGUAGGAUUCUCCCGAAGCAGCGAUCUUGGACUGUAAUGAAUCUUUGAACUUACAACCAGAUUACGCCAAAUGUUUGGAGCGACGUGCCACUUUGUUGGAAAGCAAGGACAGACUGUCAGAUGCACUUGAAGAUUAUAAAAAAAUUUUACAGUUAGACCCGAGUAAUCAAAAAGCUCGUCAUGCAUGUGCUACCCUUCCGGAGCGUAUCCAUAUUCAAAAUGAAAAAAUGAAGGAGGAAAUGUUUGGUCAAUUAAAGCAGUUAGGUAAUCUGAUUUUAAAACCUUUUGGUCUAUCAACUGACAAUUUCAAAGUACAAAAGAAUCCUGAAUCAGAAGGCUAUUCCAUAAAUUUUGUUCAAAAUACUGCACCCUCACCUUAGUGAACACUUGUAAAAAAGUGAUUCCAUGGCUUUGUUUGUUUUCAAUCGGUAUAUUUUCCCUUUUCACGAGAUUUCAAUACAACAAAUGUUGUGACAUUUUGUUUCUGUAUUAUUUGUUCUUUUUUCUUUUUUUAACUCCAUUUGUGAGGUGACUUAAGCGAAGUCACUCUACGUAUGAAUUUUUUGGCAAUUAAAGAGAUUCAAAAAAUUCAUAUAUGCUUACCAUUUAUGUGUCCACUUUAUACUUAAAUUGUGAUUCUUUAUUAAUUAAA
Messenger RNA from Schistosoma haematobium, 4293 nucleotides. RefSeq names its product cytochrome c oxidase subunit 1. Lineage: Eukaryota; Metazoa; Platyhelminthes; Trematoda; Strigeidida; Schistosomatidae. The coding region runs from base 1 to 438 and encodes 145 amino acids. The transcript has 3 exons. Gene Ontology annotation, molecular function: protein binding. The record is from RefSeq and is a predicted model, not a curated record.